Drosophila yakuba is the source of this 8083-nucleotide messenger RNA. RefSeq names its product calcium-activated potassium channel slowpoke (gene slo). Gene Ontology annotation, molecular function: large conductance calcium-activated potassium channel activity. The coding region runs from base 439 to 4095 and encodes 1218 amino acids. The record is from RefSeq and is a predicted model, not a curated record. Gene Ontology annotation, cellular component: postsynaptic membrane. Gene Ontology annotation, biological process: transmembrane transport; potassium ion transport. The transcript has 26 exons. NCBI's taxonomy places the organism in Eukaryota, Metazoa, Arthropoda, Insecta, Diptera, Drosophilidae.
CUUAACACACAAGGAAAAUUUUCGUGGGCAAACAAAGCUAAAUAAGUUGUGAAAGGAAACAUGAGCAGUGUGACUAAGCGCAGUUUCUAAUUUAACUAAAUUCCAAUUCAAAUUCAAAUUCACAAUAAAAACUAUCGAUCAAAACGGCAAAGAAACAAGCAAACAAACCAAACGCACAAUGAAACUGAUAAGUUUAAUGCAGCUGAUAACACAAUGAAACUCAUCCACGUAUCCCAAAUGCAAUUAUGAAAUAAUCAGCCAAAAACACAAGCAAGCGCCAUCAGCAAGUGAGGAAAAUCCAGCCAGCCCAAGAAUUUCCACGUGCAACAUUGGCAAGCUGCAGCGACCACAAAUCGUCUACACAUUGAUGUGCGAUUUGAGCGUGUGAAUGUUGGCAGCCCUGGAGCCCUGCCUCGGUGGUUUAGCCAGUACUAGGGGAUGUCGGGGUGUGAUCAAAGCACUGUCGAAUCAUUGGCCGACGAUCCAACAGAUUCACCAUUCGACGCCGAUGAUUGUCUCAAGGUGCGCAAGUACUGGUGCUUUCUGCUCUCCAGCAUCUUUACAUUCCUUGCUGGCCUGCUCGUGGUGCUGCUAUGGCGAGCCUUCGCCUUCGUCUGCUGCCGCAAGGAGCCGGACCUGGGGCCCAACGAUCCCAAGCAGAAGGAGCAGAAGGCCUCCCGCAACAAACAGGAGUUCGAGGGCACCUUUAUGACAGAAGCGAAAGACUGGGCUGGAGAGCUUAUCUCGGGUCAAACAACAACUGGUCGAAUUUUGGUCGUACUCGUGUUUAUACUCAGCAUUGCAUCCCUCAUUAUAUACUUUGUUGAUGCAUCUAGCGAAGAAGUCGAAAGAUGCCAAAAGUGGAGUAACAACAUUACUCAACAGAUCGAUCUCGCAUUCAAUAUAUUUUUUAUGGUUUACUUUUUUAUACGAUUCAUAGCGGCGUCCGAUAAGCUUUGGUUUAUGUUAGAAAUGUACAGUUUUGUAGAUUAUUUUACAAUACCCCCGUCCUUCGUAUCAAUAUAUUUAGAUCGAACAUGGAUCGGUCUUCGAUUUCUUCGAGCGCUACGUCUCAUGACUGUUCCAGAUAUUUUACAAUAUUUAAACGUACUAAAAACAUCGAGCUCCAUACGCUUGGCUCAACUAGUAUCAAUUUUUAUAUCCGUGUGGUUAACAGCAGCGGGCAUUAUACAUCUGCUGGAGAACUCUGGCGAUCCGCUGGAUUUUAAUAAUGCUCAUCGUUUAUCGUAUUGGACCUGUGUCUAUUUCCUAAUUGUGACCAUGUCAACGGUAGGAUAUGGUGACGUUUACUGUGAGACUGUCCUGGGAAGAACAUUUCUCGUGUUCUUUCUGCUCGUCGGCUUGGCAAUGUUUGCCAGCAGUAUACCGGAGAUAAUUGAACUCGUCGGUAGUGGCAAUAAGUAUGGCGGUGAACUGAAAAGAGAACACGGAAAGAGACAUAUUGUGGUAUGCGGUCAUAUAACAUACGAAUCCGUGUCGCAUUUCCUGAAGGACUUCCUCCACGAAGAUCGGGAGGAUGUCGAUGUCGAAGUGGUCUUUCUCCAUCGUAAACCACCCGAUUUGGAACUUGAGGGUUUGUUCAAACGUCAUUUUACCACCGUGGAGUUCUUCCAAGGAACCAUUAUGAAUCCGAUCGAUCUUCAGAGGGUUAAGGUUCAUGAAGCCGACGCCUGCCUUGUGCUAGCUAACAAAUAUUGCCAAGAUCCCGACGCAGAAGAUGCUGCCAACAUCAUGAGAGUCAUCUCGAUCAAAAACUACAGCGACGACAUUCGAGUCAUCAUCCAGCUGAUGCAGUACCACAAUAAGGCGUACUUGCUGAACAUACCAUCGUGGGACUGGAAACAGGGCGACGAUGUCAUCUGCCUGGCCGAACUCAAGCUGGGCUUCAUUGCCCAGAGUUGUUUGGCGCCCGGGUUCUCGACCAUGAUGGCCAACCUGUUCGCCAUGAGAUCGUUCAAGACGUCACCAGACACACAGGCCUGGCAAAAUGAUUAUCUUCAAGGUACAGGGUGUGAGAUGUACACCGAAACCCUAUCACCUUCAUUUACCGGCAUGACAUUCCCACAAGCCAGCGAACUGUGCUUCUCCAAGCUGAAGCUCCUGCUGCUGGCCAUCGAGAUCAAGGGCGCCGAGGAGGGGGCGGACAGCAAGAUUUCCAUCAAUCCGCGGGGCGCCAAAAUCCAGGCCAACACCCAGGGUUUCUUCAUAGCACAAAGCGCCGACGAGGUGAAGCGUGCCUGGUUCUACUGCAAGGCCUGUCACGAGGACAUCAAGGACGAGACGCUGAUCAAGAAAUGCAAAUGCAAAAACUUGGCCACCUUCCGGAAAGGCGUCCGAGCCGUACAAAUGGUUGGGCGUGCAAAAGACGAUGAAUACUCGUUGUCAAAUGAACACCAUCCUGCACCCACAUUUACGCCUCCAGAGCUACCCAAGCGGGUGCAUGUGCGUGGAUCUGUAUCGGGUGAUAUCACUCGUGACAGAGAAGAUACGAAUCUACUCAAUCGCAAUGUGCGCCGUCCGAAUGGCACCGGCAACGGUACAGGUGGCAUGCAUCACAUGAACAACACGGCAGCGGCGGCUGCAGCAGCUGCGGCGGCGGGUAAACAGGUGAACAAGGUGAAGCCCACGGUGAAUGUGAGCCGGCAGGUGGAGGGCCAAGUGAUAUCGCCAUCGCAGUACAACAGGCCACCAGAGAAUGAUGCUAACCCUUAUGCGGGCUAUCAACUUGCUUACGAAGUUAAAAAGCUCAUGCCGACGAGUCGCAGUUCCGGCACGGGCACUCAGAAUCAAAACGGCGGCGUAUCCUUGCCCGCCGGCAUUGCGGACGACCAGUCGAAGGACUUUGAUUUCGAGAAGACCGAAAUGAAGUACGACUCGACGGGCAUGUUCCACUGGAGUCCGGCAAAGAGCUUAGAAGACUGCAUACUGGAUCGCAACCAGGCGGCCAUGACCGUGCUGAACGGCCAUGUGGUCGUCUGUCUGUUUGCCGAUCCCGAUUCGCCGCUGAUCGGGCUGCGUAAUCUGGUGAUGCCGCUGCGGGCGUCCAACUUCCACUACCACGAGCUGAAGCACGUGGUCAUUGUGGGCUCGGUGGACUACAUUCGACGCGAGUGGAAGAUGCUGCAGAACCUGCCCAAGAUCUCGGUGCUCAACGGAUCGCCGCUGAGUCGCGCCGAUCUGCGGGCGGUGAAUGUCAAUCUGUGUGAUAUGUGCUGCAUCCUGUCGGCGAAAGUUCCUAGCAACGAUGAUCCCACGCUGGCCGACAAGGAGGCGAUCCUCGCCUCGCUGAACAUCAAGGCCAUGACCUUUGACGACACCAUCGGUGUGCUCAGCCAGCGCGGCCCGGAGUUCGACAACCUGAGCGCCACCGCCGGCAGUCCCAUUGUGCUGCAGCGGAGGGGUUCGGUGUAUGGCGCCAAUGUGCCCAUGAUAACAGAACUGGUCAAUGAUAGUAACGUGCAGUUUCUCGAUCAAGACGACGACGAUGAUCCAGAUACAGAACUAUAUCUGACGCAGCCUUUCGCCUGCGGCACAGCCUUCGCUGUGAGUGUGUUAGACUCGCUGAUGUCCACGACCUACUUCAAUCAAAACGCCUUAACGCUGAUCCGCUCACUGAUAACGGGCGGCGCCACGCCCGAGCUGGAACUGAUCCUGGCCGAGGGAGCUGGCCUCCGGGGAGGUUACAGCACCGUGGAGAGUCUGAGCAAUCGCGACAGAUGUCGAGUGGGCCAAAUCUCACUGUACGACGGUCCGUUGGCUCAAUUUGGGGAGUGCGGCAAGUAUGGGGAUCUGUUUGUGGCAGCCCUCAAGUCGUACGGAAUGCUGUGCAUCGGACUAUACCGAUUCAGGGAUACCAGCUCCAGUUGUGAUGCGAGCAGCAAACGUUAUGUAAUAACCAACCCACCCGAUGACUUUUCACUACUGCCAACAGAUCAGGUAUUCGUUUUAAUGCAAUUCGAUCCGGGCCUGGAGUACAAGCCGCCAGCGGUACGAGCACCUGCCGGCGGACGAGGCACCAACACACAGGGUUCCGGGGUCGGUGGGGGCGGCUCCAACAAGGAUGAUAACUCUUGAUUGUUACUGUGUAGCGCCUUAACUGAUGGUCCUUAUUCGUACAUUUGAACGAUGGAGAAGCUAAUCGAGGGCAGAGCAGCGCAUUUGUGGCAACGCAUCCACAACUACCUAUUGGCAUAAGAUAUUCGAUACUCGACAAAUCGGCAGCGAAAUGAAAAGACAUAUUUGUAUGUAAAUCGAUUGUACCGUGUACAAAAGUGAAAUCAAAAGCGUUAAUAAGUUAGAGAAUACGAUCAUAACUUGCGUGCCAUGAAAUGCGCUACUCUGCUCAUUUAUGUGUGUGAAGGCAUGCGGCUCGGUGUAUUUUGUCCAUCCAAACUAACAAUCAAGAGACAACCGGAACCGGAACCACUGACCAACAGAUCAACGUCGACGGCAAACGCCGCCUGUCUCCACACAUAUAAAAUAUAUAGCUAAUCCGGAUCGGGGGACCAAGAACUAUAGCCCUGAUAUCCAUCGUUCAACUGCCAACUGAUUGCUUCCCACAUCAUUCCGUAUGCCUUUUUAGAACCUUGAAAUUAUCAUAUUCUGUAUAUCUAUAAUUUUAGUCUUGCAACUACAUUGGUUGACUUUCUAUCCUUGUUUAUCCCUAUUAUUUUGUAUUCAACCUUGUGUGCCCCCCAAUAAAAUAUUCUUAUUAUUAUUUAACUUUUAAGUUGGUUUGUCAUUUGGUUUUCCCUCGAUUUCGUUCUCCAAGCAACAAUCAUUAGUUAUACUUAUGGGUAUGUAUUUACGUAUGAGUGCUGUCGACUAUCAUUUACAUUUGCAUUUACAUUUAUACUCAAGAAUCAUUUAUCACUAAUUUUCGUUUACAUUUUGAGUUCACUUCAUGGCGCUAUCAUUGCAUAAGAAACAAUUGAAAAUUGAAUUCUAAACGAAAAUCCAUCUCAAUGGUGUGACGUAAGCAAUUGGGAACCAUUAGUGAGGUAAGCUACACAUUAAACAAGGAAACAAGGAACACUGAGCGAAAAACAAGAAACUACCAAAUACUACAAACUAAGUCUACUCGAUCUGUGUACUCUCAUGUCUCAAAAUCUAUCUCUAAGUCGCUGAAAUGACGCGGCCACAACGCAACAAUUUAUAUCGAACACACCAAUUAAAAACACUGCAAGCAAUGCAUUGCGGAUUGCUUUUGGCUGAGAUACAGAUACAGAUACUGAUAGCGAGAUACAGAUACAAGGCAAUGAGGCUAAAAUUCAAAAACUGCAUUUAGAAGUUUCUGAGCAUGCGCAAAACGAUUUAUGUAGAGCAGAGCAUAUUGUAAUCAUUCAACUUUUAAUGUAAAACCUAAAAACACAAAUAUCGAUUAACGACACCUAUACACGUAACACCUAAAAGCCAACAAUCUGCUAGCUAAUUCGUAUGCCCAAAACAAAAACAAACACAUAUGGCUCGACCUGAACCUUUAUGAAAGCCAGAGAAAACAUGGUUGUUUCUACCGAGGAAUCGCCCAAUCGAGGCCGUUUUGAGCCAAACACUAAACACCAUAUGCAAAGUACUACACUUAACUAGAGGAGUCUCAGCUUUUUCACUCGACACAAGUCAAAUUUGCUAAUUGCUAAUUCUAAAUUGAACAACUUCUUACAUUCACAUCUUUACACAAAUGAAAAACCAAAAACACACAGGGGAGAAAACCCUGAGAAAAUAUUGUAAGUAGCGCAUUCGAAUCAUAAUUGAAUACCACUUAAUAUAGAGGACACCUAGGCCGGAAUAUAGAGUGCGACGAAGCUGAUGAAAUGUAGUUAGUAAUAUUUUUUAGUGUAUGUGAAUGUGUGCGCUUUUUACCAGCGAUUUACGAGCAGCAACUGUGGUGUUCUAAACAAAUUUUGAUAGAUACAAUCGGUAACCAAAUGGCGAAAACGUUAAGUUCCAACUCCGACUUCUGGCUAUAACCUUCUGUACUAACUUCUCUAACAACUUCACGCACUUGCGCUCGAAACUUUCAAAAGGAACGCUCUGAAUUUUUGUACAUAGCCUGUAAAUAUGAUAAGUAACUAAAGUAUCUCGAGUACGAUAUCGUUUAACCCGUUUAUCCUGUGCUGUUUCGUUUUGCCGUUCAAAAUGCAAGAGUUUUCGGAUCAUAAUUGUAAUUUGUUCAAAUGAUAAACACUGCCAAAGCGUAUAGAAAUCACAUUAAAUGUAGAUCACAACCAAAAACCAAUGACAAAAAAAAGAAAAGCCAGCAAAAACGAGCAGACAGCAUUCAUCAAUAGUGGGAAAACCAAAGAAGCGUAACAAGAAAAUGGCACAGAAUAGCAACCACUGGAUUUGUUUUGUUUGAUUGUUUCCACACACGAUUAGCGAAUAACAAAUUUAAGUAAAACGAAUUCGAGCUUUUAAAUUUAAUACGAAGAAUGAAAAAUACAAAAUCGAACAUAACCAUUUAUAAGUGAAAAGCGAAAAUAAAGGAGAGCCAAUUACCAUUUCGUUUCAUGAUUGGAUUGAUUUGUAGUGGAAUUUUGUGCAGUCUAGGCUUACCCAGAACGUAAAUUAAAAACAAAAUAUGUGAAUAUUAUGCGCCUUCGAAAUUGAUGUAAACGUGUAUGUAGCCGUGCGAUGUGAGAAACAUUUAAACUCCAUUAAAAUACAUUUAAUGGUAAUGAUAAUGAUAAAGCUAAUGGUAAUGGUAAACGUAAAGGUAAAGGUAACGAUAAUGGUAAAGGUAAUGAUUAACGUAAUAGUCAAGUGUAAAUGUUAACGAAUCGAGAGCAUAGCAUAGCUUAGCAUAAACUACGACGACUAGUUAUCGCGACAAGCAGUUCAUAUAUUGUUAAUGAUAAACUUAUUAUUAAAUCGACAACAAAACGCAUUUGCAAUCCUAACAUAAUAUUAAUAAUAAUAAAAUGAAAAGAAAAUAAAAUAAAAAAUCGAUGAAUAGGCCGUGGCGUAGCGAAAACCCAAAAGUUAAACAUAAUUUUUAAAUGAAUAAACUAGUUAUUAAAUUUAUAGAAACCUCACUUAUACACCUACACCACACCAAUAAUUACACACACAGACACUCAAAAAACCCACACUCACACACAAACACACACAGUCAACAGCGAUGAACCCAACAACAAGAACAAAAAUGAACUCUCGAUGUUGUGAAACUUGAUAAAAUCAUGUUUACGCUAUAGCAGAUCUUCAUAAAUGAAAUACAAAUGAAUGCAGAUAUAGUACAUACUCAACCAAGGAAAACCAGAAACUAUCCGAAAGAAAGCUUCUCUGAAUCAAAGGAAAUUAAUCGAAAAAAAUAUAGAAAAGAAAAACACGCUGACAAAGCUGCCUUUCCCAUUCGCAUUUCCCAAUUGAUAAUUGAUAUUUGAUAAUUGAUAAUAACUUCGAGUAUUUUUCCACUUCGCUCAAUUCAACACUUCCGAGCAGCUUUGUUUUUCAACAAAUAAUAUAUAUUUACAUGCAUAUAUAUUAAUAAUGUCGCAUACAAACUACUCAAUGCCGUAUAAACUAGUGUAAGUGCAAAGGUUUUUGUAGAAAACUCGUAAAUAAAAAACCAAACCAAAAAAAAAACGUAUAAAAUAUAUUAUCAUACUCGUAAAUGUGAAGCUAUGCAGCAUUUUACUGUAGUUAGAUUUUUUGUAUAGAAUCAACGUUUGCAGCUAAAAACCAAAAACGAAAACCGAAACUAAUAUGAUAAUUUUACAGGUUUAAGGCGGAAAUGUUCAUUUUUUUAAGGAAUAACGAUAUUAAGAUAUCAUAAUUAACAUAACAAAUAGCAACUAAAAACCAAGCAAAAAAAAGAAAAACGAAAAAAUAUUUUUUAUAAUUUCGCAGCACUUUCACAUGAUACCCGCACACGCACACAUACACAUCCGGCAAUGUGUGCUAAAUAAAUUGUAUAAAUAUUGCAAGCCAAAAAAAAAAAAAAUAAAUAAAAUGCAAAUCAUAUUAAUGUAGUUACAUUUUUUUAGUUUUUACUCGCUAUUUAUAUGAGGUAUAUUUACACAACGGAAAACGUAAACGUAGACAUAAAAUAAACGUAAAAAAGCGA